Molecule: messenger RNA, 3626 nt
Organism: Vicia villosa (hairy vetch)
Lineage: Eukaryota; Viridiplantae; Streptophyta; Magnoliopsida; Fabales; Fabaceae
Product: subtilisin-like protease Glyma18g48580
Exons: 11
Coding region: 75-2450 (791 amino acids)
Biological process (GO): proteolysis
Molecular function (GO): serine-type endopeptidase activity
Source: RefSeq, a predicted model, not a curated record
UUGGAAUCCAAAAACCAAUAAAUCUAUUAUAUAAGCAGUAGACAUUAUAAACAUUUUCAGAACCCUAAAGAAAAAUGACAUCAUCUUCUCCCUCCCAACUUUUUUUAUUAUCAUUCAUUCUUUGCAUUCUCUUCCAAGAACACACUCAUGCCCUUAAAAAGACUUAUAUUGUAUACUUGGGAGGACAUUCUCAUGGUCCAAAUCCUUCUCUUGAUGAUCUUGAUUCAGCCACCAAUUCACAUUAUGAUUUACUUGCUUCAAUCUUAGGAAGCCAUGAGAAGGCAAAGGAAGCAGUUAUGUAUUCUUACAAUAAGCACAUAAAUGGAUUUGCUGCAUUGCUUGAAGAUGAAGAGGCAUCAAAGAUUAAAAAGAACUCGAAUGUGGUUUCUGUUUUCUUGAGCAAAGAAUAUAAGUUGCAUACUACAAGGUCAUGGGAUUUUCUUGGAUUGGAAAAAGAUGGAGGAAUUUUACUUGAUUCUGCUUGGUGGAAGGCAAGAUUUGGAGAAGAUUCUAUCAUUGCUAAUUUAGAUUCAGGUGUUUGGCCAGAACAUGAGAGCUUCAGCGGUAUCGGCUACGGUCCAGUGCCACCAAAGUGGCGUGGGAAUGGGGUCUGUGAGAUUGAUCAUUUUAUUACUUCUUCAAAUGCAACAACAUUCUGCAACAGAAAGCUAAUUGGAGCAAGAAUAUUCAGCAAAAACUACGAAGCAAGAUAUGGAAAUCUCAACCCUGCAAACCUCACAGCACGUGACUUCAUUGGCCAUGGAACACACACCUUAUCAACAGCCGCAGGUAACUUUUCACCUGACGUAACAAUAUUCGGCAAUGGCAAUGGCACUGCAAAAGGUGGAUCCCCUAGAGCACGUGUGGCAUCCUACAAAGUGUGUUGGUCAAAAACUGAUGUAGCUGGAUGUCAUGAAGCUGAUAUUCUAGAAGCGUUUGAUCAUGCUAUAAAUGAUGGUGUUGAUGUGAUUUCGACUUCGUUGGGUGGUUCUAAUCCUUAUGUUGAAGCUUUCUUUACGGAUGGGAUUUCGAUUGGGGCGUUUCAUGCGGUUGCGAAGAAUGUUGUUGUUGUUUGUUCUGCUGGGAAUGAUGGGCCUGGUCCAAGGACUGUUACGAAUGUUGCUCCUUGGUCUUUUACUGUGGCGGCUAGUACAAUUGAUAGGGAGUUUGUCAGUCAGAUUUCUAUUGGUGGCAAGCAAUAUAUUAAGGGUGCAAGUCUUAGUAAAGGCUUGCCAUCAGGUCCAACACAGAAAGUAUAUCCAAUGAUUCAUUCUAUCGAUGCUAGAUUUCUUAAUGCAACAAUUCAAGAUGCUCGUUAUUGCAAGCCUAGAACACUUGAUCCUACCAAAGUAAAGGGGAAGAUAUUAGUCUGCACUCGACUAGCCGAAACAACGUCUAUUGCUCAAGGCUUUGAAGCUGCUCUUGCAGGGGCAAUAGCAGUUUUUGUGAUCAAUGAUGAGAAAAGUGGAAGUAUACUUCUAGCUGAGCCUCAUCCUUUACCUGGUGCAAGUAUGGACGCUAAUCAGGAUGACGAUAUUGAUGAACGCGAAUGGUUUGGAAAAGGUGGUACCGACAAUAACGUUACCAGGAGAAUGCUUGCUUACAUGUCGGCUUCAACAACAUAUACCGGAUUAAAGCCAGCUCCAAUUAUGGCUGGAUUUUCAUCUAGGGGUCCUAGUGCAGUGCAGCCAUUGAUACUCAAGCCUGACAUAACUGCUCCUGGAGUGAACAUAUUAGCUGCAUACUCACUAGGCACCAGUCCAUCUAAUCUACCUUCCGAUCCACGUCGAACUCCUUACAAUAUUCAACAAGGAACCUCCAUGUCUUGUCCUCAUGUUGCUGGCAUUGUCGGUCUUCUCAAAACACUUCAUCCUACUUGGAGUCCAGCCGCUAUCAAAUCAGCCAUCAUGACUACUGCAACCACGCUCGAUAACACCAAUCAACCAAUUCGUGACGCAUUCAAUAACAUAUCAACUCCAUUUGAAUAUGGCUCUGGACAUAUUCAACCUAACCUCGCAAUGGAUCCUGGUCUUGUUUAUGAUCUAAACACAACAGAUUACUUGAACUUCAUAUGUGCUUCUACUCACAGUCAAAAUAUACUAAAAUUCUUUAACGAAACCUCGUUCACUUGUCCUGAAUAUUACAACAUUGAAAAUCUCAACUAUCCUUCAAUCACGGUAUAUAACCGAGGAUUAAACACCAUAAACAUCACUCGUACUGUUACGAAUGUUGGUUCUCCAAGCACAUAUAUUGCUCAAGCUCAACAUCCUGAAGAGGUUAAGGUUUAUGUUCAACCAAGUUCUUUAACUUUUACAAAAAUUGGAGAAAUGAAAACAUUUCAGGUGAUUCUUGAAGUAACAGGUGUGCCUCCUAGUGGUUUUCCAGUAUUUGGGAACUUGAGAUGGACAAAUGGUAACCAUAUGGUGACUAGUCCUAUUGUGAUUCUGUAAGGUUAGAAAACUCUUAUGAAGAACAUUGUGUUCCUGUUUUUAAGAUUAUGUGUUAUUGUUGUGUAUUGUUAUUAGGUUGGUAAGGUAGAUUGUGUUUAUUUAGUAUUGGAAUGUUAACUGUAUUGUAUUGAACAAAUGUUAUGGUGGAGUUAUGUUUUUUUUUUUUUUUGACAAAAUGGUGGAGUUAUGUUUGUAAUAGGCACUUUACUAAUAAUGUAUGGGGUUUGUUUGGAUAUGGUGCUAGAACAAAAGUGGUGUUAUGUGGCAAUGUGUAUGCGAAAUGUGAUGUAUGAGCUUUUUUAAGCAGCAAAAAGAACUAUUAUAUAAAUUGCUCAUAGCAGCACAAGAUAUGCUGGGAAUGAGCACCAAAUACACAGGUUUGACAGCAACCAAGCCGUACCUAAAUACAAACAAAUAACACCCAACACAUAUUCUAACAAACAACUGCAAACCAACAACCACCACAUACAAUCCACCAAACGUCCUCACAAAAUGCAUAGGACUCGGCAAGCUCCAACAGGAUGAAGGCACAAAGCAUACAAGCAGUGCAAACAGAAGGAAACACAGCAGAAGAAAUUCGCCGACAGGAACACUGAAACCACAGCAGCGGCACCAAAACGUAGCACCCGCGGCUGCAAAAAGAAACCAGAAACCUGUGACCUGAUAAAAGGAAUCAAAUGCAGCACAUGCCAGCUAUUAUAGAGGCACUUCAAAAAUAAACCAUCCUGUCAUGCAAGCUUCAACCAAACACCGAUUCUGACCUCGAGAAAUUGGACCCAACAUAAAUCAUCCUUAAUCAACUUUGAUUUUUUCUUAAGCCAUUUCCAAGAGUAUACUUUAGCUUCCUCUAUCACAUUUUCAAUAUGAAUUUCUUCAUUGGGACUCAGAUUGAAAGUAAAGUGUUUUGGGAGAUGAUAUUAAUGUCAAAGUGGAUUAGGAGAUGGUGUGUGGUUAGAGAUUUCAACUCGGCUAGGGAUAAAGAUGGGAGAAGUAGGAUGAAUCUAAAGAUUUGGAGAUGGUGUGUUUCAAAGAUAAGAUGGACUACUAGGGGAGAAACUAAAAUCAUUACUACCGAAUAUACAAGUCAUAACUCGUAUCUCUCUGUUCAACCACAUUACCAUUCUUGCAACUAUCUAAAUAAAAUCAUUGUCUAACACAAAAUUAUACAAAGAGUAU